AUGCAGCCCAGUGGGAGUGGGGACCGUAGCACCAUGGAUGGAUUCGUGAUUGCUCAGAUGAAAUUCUUGAUAAAACACUUUGAAGAUCUUGGCAUUCGAGCCAAACCCGAGAAUUUCCAACCGAAAGAGCGUCGGCCCACUAUCAACGGGCUUCUUCUAAUGAGGCAGGCUAUGGAAGAAAUUGACGGCUUCGUCUGGGUUGAUGCGCCUGAAAGCCAUUGCUGUAAUGAAAUAAACGACACAACCGACAACAAAGGUUUAAAGUGCAGAAUCUCCACUAUCGAGAAAGCACUGACGCCACUGAAAGCAAAUCUAUGGUCUUUGAACAAGUAUAUCCACGACCACCCUGAGCUGGGUUACGAGGAGCACAAGACACACAAUGCCUUGACUGGCUUCAUGCAGCAGCAAGAAGGCUGGCAAGUCACCAAGUCAGCCUAUGGAAUUGAGACUGCCUGGACUGCUGUUUAUAACUCUCAAAGUCCCGGACCAGUUAUUGCCUUCAAUGCUGAGAUGGAUGCCUUGCCAGGCCUUGGUCAUGCAUGUGGACAUAAUCUCAUAGCCAUAGCUUCCGUUGCUGCCGGUCUGGCAACAGCCGAAGUCAUGCGUAGGUCCCACCUUCCAGGAAAGGUCGUGAUCAUAGGGACUCCUGCAGAGGAAGGUGGUGGUGGCAAGAUAAAGCUUCUUAAAGCAGGAGCCUACACAGGCGUCGAUGCCUCCCUCAUUUCUCACCCCAGCAUCGUCAACAACAGCCCAAUGGUCAGAACUACAGCAUUUUCCAAGUUAGAGGUGGAAUAUCAUGGGCGUGCAGCGCAUGGUGCCAAUAGCCCUUGGCUCGGUAUCAACGCAUUGGACGCAUUCAUAAUCGCAUACAAUGCCAUCUCGGCCCUCCGCCAGCAGACACAGCCUGGAGAUGUCAUAGGGCUGCAGAUUACCAACGGCGGCAACGCACCAAAUGUUAUCCAUGCUUUUGCUGCAGGCAAGGCAGUUCUCAGAGCCACCAGCGCCUCCAGGCUACAAGAGCUGCAGCGCAAGGUCGAGGCUUGUUUCCGCGCGGGCGCCGAGGCCACGGGUGCAAGUCUGGAGAUCAAGGCGACUCCAGGAUACAAGGAUCAUGUGCCGAACCGUGUUAUGGCAGCAUCCUACACCAAAUACUGGGAGGCGUUGCCUGACAUGCCAGGGCCGCGUAUACCCCCGGACGGUCAGCUCACUUUUGUUAAGGCGAGUACUGAUCAAGGAGACAUCAGUUAUUGCAUGCCUAGCCUGAAUGCCAGCUUUGCAAUUCCUCCCGGGCCAAAAGGAGGUCCUCCCCACAGUCCAGAUUUCGAAAAGGCAUCAUCUACAGAGGCAGCUUUUGACAGGGCCAUAAGAGUUGGGAAGGCCAUGGCGGGAACUGCAGUUGACUUACAUAACACCUCACCUACCUCUUCCCAACGAUUCUGGGCUUUGAACCCAGAUGCCGUGGCCCAAAUGCGUCUGAUUGACACAAACACAGUCGAGGUCGUCGAGUUUUACGACGAUGAGAUACCGCAAUACGCAAUUCUCUCGCACACAUGGGGCACUGAGGAAGUCAGCUACCAGGAUAUGCAGUUUCUCACGACAGAUAGGAACCGCAAGGUACGAGACCUUAGCGGAUCACAUUCCAGCUCGUUGAAGUCAUCGGAUGUGACGACUAUCGUUGCAAUGUCGGGCUACAUCAAGAUCAAGACCGCAUCCAACUACGCGCGCUCCCAUGGCCUCCGCUACCUAUGGGUAGACACGUGCUGCAUCGACAAGACGAGCAGUGCCGAGCUUUCAGAGGCAAUCAACUCCAUGUUUGCCUGGUACCGCGAUGCUGCGCUCUGCUUUGCUUACCUGGAAGAUGUCCCGAGCAGGCAGCUCAGAGACAGUCGCUGGUUCACUCGUGGCUGGACACUGCAAGAGCUGAUAGCACCACGUGAGAUGGUCUUUUGCUCUUCUGACUGGAAUGAAGUUGGGAAGAAGUCGUCGUCUGAAUUUUGCGAACUUUUGGCGAACAUCACGGGCGUGGAUGGAAGGGUCCUCAGGGGUAACAUCAAUCUCGACGAAAUUAGCGUUGCCAACCGUAUGAGAUGGGCCGUCAAUCGCAAAACGACACGGCGUGAGGACAUGGCAUAUUGCCUGAUGGGUAUCUUUAGUGUCAAUAUGCCUCUGUUGUAUGGUGAGGGAGGCACGCGUGGCAAGUCUCAUCUCACCAAAUUGAAAACGGCCUUUAUACGUCUCCAAGAGGAGAUUAUGCGAGAGACUGAUGACCACUCCAUCUUCGCUUGGGCGGCCCAGCCCGGUAGCAACAACCCUCUUCACGGUCUUUUGGCAUCCUCGCCAGCCGCAUUCGCCAAUACGCAGACUAUACGAUGCCUUCCUCCGCUUCAGACUUCGGACAGUGUCCCCAUGGGCAUGACUAACCAGGGUCUGCGUCUCAAGGUGUUUCUUUUGUCAGUGCCAGAGUAUCGCGAGGACGUGACGCGGUACCUACCGCAGGAUUUCGUCGUGACUUCUGCAGACCCUCUUCCUCCGGAUGGCUAUUUUGCCUUUUUGGAGUGUUCUGUCAUCGAGAAUGGAGAGUUCCUAUGUCCAGUCAUCCUGCUCCGCAACCUCUGGGGUGACCAGUAUGCACGAAUCAAUAUCGACAGGGUAUACCACUUGCGAGAUCCUAGAACAUACUACUUGGACCUCCCUGACUCCGACUAUUGUCCAAUCUACGUUAAGCAAAAGCCAAGAGAGAUAUUGCCCGAUUUUAUUGUGGCUCUUGAAAAAGGCCUGGGCUCCUGUGAUGAUCGUAUCACAUUUGUCGAACAAGCUCUGCCUCCCGAAUCUUGGGAUCCUGCUUCCUUCGUGCUGACCCCAAGACCGGUUGGUCCGCUAAACACUACCGUCGCCGCGAUACGUUUCUCUGACUCUGCUCGGAAAUCUUGCCUGGACGUCUUUGUCGGGCUCACCAAAGUCGGCCAUGGAUGGGUGCCGUGGUGCAUACAGAGCCAUGAUGUUUCUUGCAGCUUGUGGAAUGUGUACGAGGAGCUGGUUGAUGCCCUUGGACACUCGGUGAUGCCUCGACAGGAGUGGAAACCCGGUCCUAUAGGCACAAUGGCUCAGACUAGACUAACCACGCGUUACGGGAGACCGUUUGUACUUCUUGAAUUUGUUCAAAAGUUCGAGAUAGAUGGCACUGAGAUUUUUCAGCCCGAAGACAAUGUCAAGACGUCUAUUCAACCCGGUAUCGAUAUCCAACCUUUGCCCAGCCUAGGUCCUGAGGUAUCAGGACCUCAAGAAAACCAAGCGUUAUCAGCCGUCCCUGCUCAAGAAGCGCAUGCCGAGCGAGCAAGUAGUGACAUGUCCAGACUGCUUGGAUCAAUCCGACGUUACGAGUUGAAUGAUAUGCAGGUUAACGACAGCGAUGCGCCUCACUACACGGACGUUCAGGAAAUUUUGGCGAGCUGUUCUAUCGUCGACUCAUUCGAAACGAGCGUCUCCGUUGAGCAGCCCUUUUUCAAAGUCAGGACUGGAAGUCGCUAUUGGCCGCUACAAGAGAUAAACCGGGUUGUACGCGCAGCGGCAAAGACAGUGUUGCCUGAGCUCGUUGGCUGGCUUGGUGUUAUUGACGCCGCGGGAUUUCUUGAGGGAAUUAAUCGUGCAAGCGAGGAUGGAUUGCGCCAGAUUGUGCACGAAUCCCAAAAACACCUGCCCUGGUUCAGCGAGCUGCACCUGGCCUUCAUGGUCGGGAGUCUUAAGCUCUUUGACCGCUACAUAUCUGAGGAUAUGCACGGAAGUCAACUACAAAAUAUGAAAGGGGACGGUGGACUGAGCUUCUACCACUUUGCAGCCAUGCGCUGGAGACCUGUGCAGGUCGGGCUACUGCGCCACGCCAUGACAACGGCUGAAUCUGGAUUAUCCGGAUCGAAUGUCAUCCUCGCAAAUUUUUCUAUUUUGCACUCAAACCGAAACCGAACACCAAUCAGCCAGAUCGUCGUCGAGAGAAUUGCCGGUCUCCAGCUCAGCCCAACACAGGAGACGCCGCUACACUUUGCGGCAGCGUAUGGAGCGCAGGACAACAAGACCAACAUCAUCAGGCUCCUCCUUGGUGACCUUUACCAGAAUGGUUUGCUGAUCGCGCCCGACAAGUUAAAGCAGCUGUUGCAGGCACAUAACUACCAGGGAGAGACCCCUCUACAUCGCGCCUGCGCCAUGGGUAACAUUGCGAUGGCCAAGACCAUACUCGAUCUGGACCCGGGAUCUGCAGCCAAGCCAGACAAACGCGGCCUCUCCGUGUUGUGGCAUGCAGCAUGUGGAGGAAAUGCUAGCAUGAUCCGCUUGCUUCUCUGUAAUGGGGCGGCCAUCGAGACAGCGUGCAAGGACGGACGAACACCGAUGCAUGUGGUGUGUAGAGAGGGACACUCUAAUGCCGUUGAGGUUUUGCUGCAAUUUGGGGCCAAGGCUGAUGCUAAAGCGCUAGGCUUCGGCCUCACCCCUGCACACCUAGCAGCCAUGUUCGGACACCACAAGUGCCUUAAGUGCAUCAUACGGCAUGCUAAUGAUGCCGUAGACAAGAGCCUGGAAGGUAGAAAGAUGAACUGCACGCCGUUGCACCUCGCCGUGGCCAACGGGCAUACCAAGUGCGUUAAGGUGCUGCUCGAGGCUGGCGUCGACAUCUCGCGACCUUGCGAGUGCUACUUCCUUUGCCUGAGUGCAGCACACUCUACUAAGAAGCCGGAAUCGUUUGACGUGGUCGCUACCAACGAGAUGCCCGAAUAUAUUGCCACUGAGAGGGGAUUCGACCAGAUAGCGGAAAUGAUUGCGCUACGCAGGGGGGAGUCGGCCCAGAGCCAUCUGAUUCCCGAGGAUAUGAGCUUCGAGCAUGGCGAGAACCCUGUCGUAAGGUCUAUAUGA
Messenger RNA from Pyricularia grisea, 4899 nucleotides. RefSeq lists its product as uncharacterized. The record is from RefSeq and is a predicted model, not a curated record. Gene Ontology annotation, molecular function: hydrolase activity; protein binding. Bases 1 to 4899 code for a protein of 1632 amino acids. The transcript has 6 exons. NCBI's taxonomy places the organism in Eukaryota, Fungi, Ascomycota, Sordariomycetes, Magnaporthales, Pyriculariaceae.